Centrocercus urophasianus (Greater sage-grouse) is the source of this 3927-nucleotide messenger RNA. RefSeq names its product caspase 10 (gene CASP10). Bases 1366 to 2973 code for a protein of 535 amino acids. The transcript has 11 exons. NCBI's taxonomy places the organism in Eukaryota, Metazoa, Chordata, Aves, Galliformes, Phasianidae. Gene Ontology annotation, biological process: negative regulation of extrinsic apoptotic signaling pathway via death domain receptors; proteolysis. Gene Ontology annotation, molecular function: protein binding. The record is from RefSeq and is a predicted model, not a curated record.
UCUGGGACGGAAGGGGAACGAAAGAACGCGCCUCCUUCCCACGCUGCGCCGCUGCCCCCGGCGGCCAGUUGAUUCUGUUGUUUGCGGGGCCGCGGGCUGAGCUUUGCCGUUCUUCUGCGUUCGUGGUUUUGCGUUCUUUUAAAAUCGUUGUUAGGCAUUGUUCCGUUCUGUGAAACGUUAGAGGAAAGAGUAAUUUGAUAAUCUUCAUCGCUUAUUUUAUAUGAUUUUCCUUCCCUAUGGAUAUUAUGCAAAACGUAGAUUGGAGCGGCAGUUCCACUACCUUUCUGCGUGCGUCGGUUUGCGCUUGUUAGUGCCCUGCUGGCCUAGCCGUGAGCCGUGGCAAACCUGGGAGGUGAGGAGGUCCUGGCCAUCGAGUGUCGCUUAUAAAAUGCAUAAGUGCUAGAGGGCUCCAGAAAUACCAUAGCUGUAAACCGAGCGGGGGAUUUCAAGCAACGAAGUGGUGGUGUCUCCUCUCCCAGCGUUGCUAGGAGGGAGGGCUGGGCCUUACUGUGGGCGGAAAAAGACUUCAGGACAACUGGUAAAUUCAGCACAGGUUUGGUGGCUGUGAGGAUAUUCUGAACUCAAGCAGAAAGUGUUUGGAGUGAAGGGCAUUCCAGGAGCGGCAGCAGCACGACUUGAAAACUGUUUUAAGGGUAGAUGAAGGAAUCUGUUCUGGGUCUUGCUUCAGUUCGAUUUGCUGAUGAAACAAUUAUGUAUGCUUGGGCUAUGCACGACCCUCUUCUCCUAAAGCUAUGAUUUAUUAUCAGAUUUAAUUCAAAUAAUCGACUCCAAAUUACAGAUAGUCACUAUUCAGUUUGAACUUGGUUUAUAUGGGCUUACUGGCAUAGGCAGGAAUCAAUUUAACCUAAGUUAUUCUGCUGAAUUUACUUGAUUAAAGCAAGAACAAGGUUUAGAAGUAGCUUGGCUAAACUGAUUUGAAUUGAUUCCAGACCUUUUUGAUAGUAACUGGUUUCUUAAAUGAAGAAAGUUUCACAACAUGGAGUUCAAAUUGAGGAGAGAUUGUAAACAAUAGUUAACGAGCUAUUACAUUUUGAAUACAGGAAAAAGUGAUCUGAGGGCUAGUUUGUUUUCAUGUGGUUUUUCACUCAUGACAAAGGGACAGUAGAGAGUGCAGGACUCCUGGAAUUUGUCAGCUCUCUUACUUGAAAUGUAGAUAAUGCUUCUUUGUUUGCUCUGCUUCCCUGGCUUUUUUUUUUUUUUCCUAGGUGCUCUCUUAUGUAGAAAGCUUUGCUCAUCCCAACUGCCCUGAACAAAAGACUAAGAACCUACCUGCCUGUCUGAAGGAAGUGCCUGAAGGAAGGCACUAAAGCUCUUUCUUAAGCAGAGAUCAUCAGUGCCAACAACAUGGAGGAUGUUGACAGCUUGCAGUUUUGUCAGCUGCUCCUGCUCAUUGAUGAAAAACUGGGGGCUGAGGAUGUAGCAGCAUUAAAAUUUCUCUGUACUGACUUGAUCCCCUUCAGAAAACUGGAAAGCGUGCAGUCAGCAAUGGACAUUUUUCAGCUUCUUAUGGAUGAAGAUUAUCUGAAUGAGAAAGAUACUUUCCUGCUAGCUGAACUGUUAUACAGAAUUAAAUACCACUCCCUGCUCAGUCUCCUGGGUUAUACCAAGGAGAAAGUGCAAGCAUGUCUGCGUGAGAAGGGAAAAGUGUCUGUGUACAGGCAGAUGCUGUAUGAAUUGUCAGAGAACAUUACCAAUGAGAUGUUGCAGGAAAUUGUAUUCCUCCUGAGAAACCAUCUUCCAAAGCGACACAGAACUAUUUCUGCUUUGGAGUUGCUGAUUUUAUUGGAAAAACAGGGUCUUUUAACUGAAAACAAUGUGCAGACACUGGAGGAAGUCUUGAGAAAUGUUUCACCUGAUCUCCUGGAAACAGUGAACUGCUACAGAAUGGCAAAUGUGUCUCUGUCUGAGCAGGAGAAUGCUCUUCCAGUCAAGGAAUCUUCACCAUCUUACGCUGUAGGCAUCAGAGUUUUCAAUUCCCCUCAGGAGACCUCAAUCAAAUUUGUCAGUUCCAAUAUCCAUGAUCAUUAUGUUGAAGAACCUGGGAGCCCAUGGGAAUAUGCUGGAAAUGUGAGCUCUGUACCUGGCAGGCAAGAUAACAGAGUGCCUAAUCUUACACAAGUCUUCUCUGAAACAAACCUGCAGCUGUCUGGAGGAUUCAGUGGUGUAGAAAAUGAAUCCAAGGUGUCAACUUACAAAAUGGAUGGGCCACAGAGAGGAAUUUGUCUUGUUAUUAAUAAUGUUAAAUUUGAUGGGAUUCUUCAAGAGAGAAAGGGUUCUUAUAAAGAUGCCUGGGAACUGGAGAAAGUAUUCAAAUGGCUUGGUCUGGAUGUGAGGACUUACACAGAUCAGACAUCUGAUCAGAUUAAAGAACUGAUGCAAGCAUGGCAGCGUUCAGAAUACCACAAGGAUAGGGACUGUUUUGUUUGUUGCAUUCUGUCUCAUGGAGAGUCAGGAGCAGUCUAUGGGAAAGAUGGAAAGCUUGUAUCAAUCCGCACUAUCAUGACCUACUUCACUGCCAAACAAUGUCCACAGUUGACUGAAAAACCCAAACUAUUCUUUAUCCAAGCAUGCCAGGGUAAAGAGAUACAGCGUCCUGUCUAUGUUGAAACUGAUGCACGAGUUCCUGACUUCUCUUCUGUACAACAGAGCAUUUCUCCUUCUGAAAGUAUUCCUGAAGAGGCUGAUUUCCUUCUAGGCAUGGCCACAAUUGAUGGAUAUGCUUCUUUCCGACAUGUUCAAGAGGGUACUUGGUAUAUUCAGGCCUUGUGCAGCAAGCUACAGUCAUUGGUACCAAGGGGUGAAGAUAUUUUGUCCAUCCUUACGGAAGUUAAUGAAGAUGUUAGCAAGCGUGUUGACCGUUGUGGGACAAGGAAGCAGAUGCCGCAGCCAGCAUAUACCUUAAGAAGAAAACUUAUAUUCCCAAUACCUAGAGACCCUCCUCCUUCACAGUGACAUUGAGACUUUUUUAAUACAUCCUUUUGUCAGUACGUCUCUCUAAAUGCAAUUCACAACACUUUUUUAAAGUUGUUACUGACUCCUCAGGAACUGUUGGUGUCAAGGCAAGGCCUCUCUCUUUUUUUUUUUUUUUUUUCUUCCAGAGAAACUUUGAAGCUGAGUUGGAAGAGAUGCAGUUAACACAAUCAGUGUGCCAGCUAUUUACAUCAUCUGUAUAUUCAGAAUUUUCAGGGAUGGGAGAAGCAAGUUUCUAUGAUGUUAAGCAUUUUUAUCUAAAUGAGGAUGUUAACAGUCUGGUUUAGACUCAUCAAAUUUUAUUUUGCAUACUAAUAAUGCUUAAACCUACUUCUAAAACCAUAAGCUGUGUUCAUGGAGAAAGGCAAAGGUAGGAAUGAAGAAGAGAAAGUUCAAGUAGAAGGUGGAGGAGAAUUUUUUCUUUCAUUCCUAACUUAGAUCACUUAUAAUUACUGAAAAUCACUUGGUUUUUUUUUUUUUUGCUGUACACACUGAUACCCUCUAGUAGCUAUUAUCAACUCGCAUACAGGAUGUUUCCAAGACUCAGUAUAGACGAAAUGCUACAGUAUUCCCUCUGUGAAACCUUGUUAACCCUCAUUUCCACAGGCAAGUUAGCGUGGAACAGCUGAGCACUACGAAAUGAUAAUAUUCAGCAUUGUAUCUGCAUACAUUGAUCAGUCUGAUUAACUGGAAACAUUAAAUUUUCUGAUUUCUUAUUUUAAGAUAUAAAAUGCAUUCAUAUGGGACAGAAGGCUCUUUAUUAAGCUUCUAGCAGAGUAUGUUUUAGAGUUAACCAAAAUAAGGUGAUGUUAUUUUGUUAGAGAUGUUUACUAUGUGUAUCUGUGUCCUUCCUGUUUGUUGCUGAGUUUAAUUUAUACUUCUUUUUAAGAACAUGGGAGUGGGGGAAGAAAGUAGUAAUAAAAAUUUUGUACAGGG